Colletotrichum higginsianum IMI 349063 is the source of this 801-nucleotide messenger RNA. RefSeq lists its product as uncharacterized. The transcript has 2 exons. The record is from RefSeq and is a predicted model, not a curated record. Bases 1 to 801 code for a protein of 266 amino acids. NCBI's taxonomy places the organism in Eukaryota, Fungi, Ascomycota, Sordariomycetes, Glomerellales, Glomerellaceae.
AUGCGCGUGUCCGCCACUACCAUUCUCGCGCUCCCGCUACUUGCGACAGCGGCUGAGUCGCCCUUCGAACAGUACAAGGCCCAGUUCCAGAACUUCCUGAGCUCCUUCGGCGCUUCCGCCCCCAGCGCGGAAAAGCCUGCCGCCGCUGCAGCCCCCGACGCCGCCGCGCCUGCUUCGACGACUGCCGCCAAGAAGAUCUCCGUCUUGACCACCGAGAACUGGAAAGAUGUUCUCUACGAGCCCGUCAAGGCCGAGGCCACAACUCCCGAGGAGUGGUGGGUUCUGAUCACUGGCGGCAACAAGACGUGCUUCGGUCAUUGCGACAAGAUCGAGACCGCUUUCAACGAGAGUGCGUCCAAGUUCGCCAAGCUUCCCGAAUCCCCCCACCUGGGACUCGUCAACUGCGACGACCAGCCCGUCCUCUGCAACGGCCUGUCUGCAGGCACCGCGUCCAUCUGGUCCAUCGGCAUGUUGCCCGCUGGAUCCGAUAUCGACAUCUACAGGAAGCGUCUCAACGUUACCACCACCACCUCGGACGACAUCGUUGACCUGUGGAAGAACAAGUCCAAGGAAGACUGGAUCUUGACGGAGAACAUUUUCCACCCCUUCAAUAGCUUCGUCGGAAAGAACAACCUGACCCUCCCCGUUGGCUACUUCUUCUGGGCUUUCAACCUCAUCCCCAACUGGCUCUUCAUGCUCCUUGUCUCCUUCGGCAGCCGUACCAUCAUGAACCGUCGCAUGAACACCUCGCCCGCCGUCCCCGCUCCUGGUGCCGCUCCCGCUGGUAGUGUUGCGCGGUAA